Messenger RNA from Drosophila suzukii, 4740 nucleotides. Lineage: Eukaryota; Metazoa; Arthropoda; Insecta; Diptera; Drosophilidae. The record is from RefSeq and is a predicted model, not a curated record.
GUCAGACAAUAGUUAACGAAAUGAUUACCAUUGCGAGCUGUAUACUUGUGAUGCCUCUAACCAUGAUUUUUGUGGCAGUGACGAUAGACGCCCACGUUCAAGUCCAGGCAAAUGACGAUCAUGUGUACUCCAACGUUAAACCGGAGUUCAUUCGAUAUGCGGUAGAAAGCAUUCCUUGGGAUAAUGACACCUGGCCCAUAGUCCGUAUUAAUGCGCGACCCGUGUUUGGAGACGAAUUUUUACCACUGCGCAGCGCCGUAGAGAGUGUUCCUACAGUAAAAGAAAGAAACGUGGCUAAGCUAAGGGACUCUCCUAGUACGCGAUCUUUUGUGCGCGAUUCCGUAGAGUCAGUGCCAAUAGGCGAACAGAAACUCUCCAGCUUUGGGAGCUUUAUUAAGAAUUUCGACCUAGGUGCGAAGAUUAACAGUGGCAAGCUAACCCAUGGGUUACAUCCUGAUCCUUGGCCAGUUUCCGACAAAUACACAGCUUUCAUUACUCAAGAAAACUCAGACGACUUUUAUUCGCAGCCAUACCGUGCCGGUUCACCUCAUCAGAAAUUGCUUAAAACCGUAAAUAUCGAACCGAUGGAUCAAAAUGAUACAGAGCAUCAGUCGAACGGCACAUUAGAGCAAGUUGGUUUGCUUAAUCAGCAGUGGUAUGGAACUCUAGCGCCAUUAAAAAGGAAGUACUUUAAAAAGGCAUCCAAAGUUCUUUGUUACAUGUCAAACUGGGGAUUUUACCGAAAGGAAGGUGGUCAUUUUAUGCCGGAGCAGAUAGACUCUAAGCUCUGCUCUGUUAUUAUUUAUUCGUUCGCUUCCCUGGAUCCCGACCUCCUUACCAUUCGAGAGUUUGAUCCCUGGGUUGACUUAGAUAACCAAUACUACCGUCGGGUGACAUCGCUGGGAGUGCCCGUAUUAAUUGCUUUGGGUGGCUGGACAGACUCUACUGGCUCCAAGUACUCACGCUUGGCCAGCGACAACAUCAAGCGGCAGGUUUUCGCAUCCAGUGCGGCCAACUUCCUACAACGUCACGGAUUUAGCGGCCUGCACUUGGACUGGAACUACCCGAAGUGCUGGCAGAGCGACUGCUCUAAGGGACCUGUAAGCGACAGGCCCAACUUGACUAAGCUUCUCCGAGAGCUGCGUACAGAGUUUCAGCGUGUUAACCCGAAGUUUCAAGUGGGAGUGGCAAUCUCCGGCUAUAAGGAGGUUAUAACGGAGGCCUACGAACUUUCAGCUUUGUCAGACAUAGUGGACUACAUGACAGUAAUGACGUACGACUACCAUGGUGCCUGGGAGCGGCAAACAGGUCAUGUGAGUCCGCUUUACGGCUCAUCAUCGGACAAGUAUCCCCAGUACAAUACUGACUAUACCAUGCAACUAUUGUUAAAAAUGGGCGCAAAAAGGGAUAAACUAGUUUUGAGCAUUCCAUUUUAUGGCCAAAGUUUCACAUUAGAAAGGAAUCACCUCCAGCUGGUUGCAACAGGCAUUUCGGCCAUUGGACCUGGGAAACCCGGAGAAUUUACAAACCAGCCGGGAAUGCUAGCUUACUACGAGAUAUGCAAACGCAUAACGAAGUCUAAGUGGUGGAGUGAUCGGGAUGCAGGCCUGAGUUCCGGUCCGUAUGCCAUGCUGAACGACCAGUGGGUGGGAUAUGAGGAUCCGACAAGUGUCCAAGCCAAAGCUCAAUAUGCGGCCAAUAACAACUUUUCAGGGGUGGCAGCUUGGACUGUUGAUCUUGACGAUUUUCAAAAUGACUGUUGCAGCGAGUCUUACCCCCUUCUUCGGGCUAUUAACCGGGAAUUGGGACGCUUAGAUUUAAAACCGCCUACUCAAACGAACUGUGAGCGUCCGACGUCAGUGGGGCCCAUGGCCCCUCAAAUGACAACGAUCAAUAGCGAUGGCUCUGCGGGAUCGGGACAGAAUCACGAUCAUACUACUUCGUGGCCAAUUUGGGAGGCCAGCACUAGCCCCACCUUUAGCACUACGAGAAAGCUAAAACCUGCAAGUACGACUAAAAAAGCAAAGGUAACAACCACUGCCAGCAGCUCUGUCUCCUGGUGGAUUUCGACAACAGGACGUCCAAACAAGCCGACGAGGACAACGUCCAGAUCGACUAACACUACGAUCCCCGUGCCUGUAGUGAUGUACCCGGUGGUGCAGGCCUCGAACUGUAAGAGCGGCGAGUUUUACGCUGAUUUAAUGAAUUGCAACGCUUAUUAUCUCUGUAUUAUUGAUGGGGAGUUGCUGCAGCAAUUCUGUCCCGGCGGUCUUCAAUGGAACAACGAAGCCAAAGGAUGCGACUGGCCGUCCUAUGCUCAGUGCUCAGUAAAGCGGGACCAGAAGAGCAGCACUAUCCGCCCUAAGCCUGCUCCUACGUCUGAGUCGCCAAGGAACACAACAUAUUUACAACCUAGUAGGAAAACUACAGAGCCUUCCGUACAUCAGCACGUCAGUAGCCCCAAUUGCAACGAGGGAGAAUACUACACGCACAGAAAUUGCGCAAAAUAUUACAUCUGCGUUAAUGGAGCCUUAGUACCAAGUGAAUGUGGCGGAGAAUUGCACUGGGACGCAAUUAGUAAAAUCUGCGACUGGCCAGAGAAAGUACAGUGUGUUACAAGUAUAAAAUAUUUGAAAGCCAUUCAUGCGAGUCGCGCCACCGAGGAGGAUCCGUGUAACGGCGAAGAGCGAGUACCUUAUCCUUCUAAUUGUUCCAAAUAUCUGUUCUGCUUAUGGAACCGCCUUCAGGCCGGUGACUGUCCACCGGGAUUGCACUAUAGUGAGGCAAUCACAAAAUGCGACUGGCCAGCAGCAGCGAAAUGCAUUCAGGACUCUGGUAAUGGCACCGAAGGAGCAGUAUCGAGUGGUAGUACAAAGCCUCCGGCGCUAGAUAAUCCAGCACCCACUUCCCAAAAGCCUAACACUAUUCCCAGUCCAACCUACACCACUGGAAACCCAGAACUCACUCCCCUUGACGGCUACUAUAAAAUCGUCUGCUACUUCACCAACUGGGCCUGGUACCGCAAGGGCCUAGGUCGCUAUACUCCUGACGACAUUAACACGAAACUGUGCACUCACGUAGUUUAUGGGUUCGCGGUGCUGGACUACUCCGAACUUAUUCUGCGCACGCACGAUUCCUGGGCUGACAUUGAAAACAACUUCUACACGAGGGUCAGCAGUCUCAAAAACAAAGGCAUUAAGGUGAGCUUGGCGCUCGGUGGCUGGAACGAUUCGCAAGGCGACAAGUACAGUCGCCUUGUAAGAAGUCCGUCCUCACGGGCUCGCUUCAUUCGCCAUGCCGUCGAGUUCAUUAAAAAAUAUGGCUUUGAGGGUCUUGACCUAGACUGGGAGUACCCAGUUUGCUGGCAAACGGAGUGCGAUAAGGGGUUUAAAGAGGAAAAAGAGGGGUUUACCGCUUGGGUUCGGGAGCUCUCUGCUGCGUUUAAGCCUCAAGGACUUUUGUUGUCUACCGCAGUCUCACCUAGCAAAAAAAUCAUUGACGCAGGGUAUGACGUUCCCCAGCUAUCUCACUUAUUCGAUUGGAUCGCUGUGAUGACAUACGAUUUCCACGGACAAUGGGACAAAAAAACUGGACAUGUGGCACCUUUGUACCAUCAUCCCGGUAAUAAAUUUGAAUAUUUCAACGCAAACUUUUCUCUGAGCUAUUGGAUCGAAAAGGGAGCCCCAUCUCGCAAAAUCGUAAUGGGAAUACCGCUUUACGGCCAAUCCUUCACACUAGAAAGUGCAAACAAUAGUUGCUUAAAUGCCAAGGCCUCCGGGCCAGGCCAAGCUGGUGAAUUCACAAGAGCCUCUGGAUUCCUUGCUUACUAUGAGAUUUGUGAACGGGUCAAUCACCAGGGCUGGAAAGUUGUUCACGAUGAACUUGGCCGCAUGGGUCCGUAUGCCCACAAAGGAACGCAGUGGGUGUCUUACGAUGACGCCGCAAUAAUCCGAAAAAAGGCACAAUUGAUGAGGUCAUUGGACCUGGGUGGAGGUAUGGUAUGGGCACUCGACCUUGACGACUUUCGCAACAGAUGCGGGAAUGGCGUGCAUCCCUUGCUUCAUGAGAUCCACGAUGUGCUUAAGGAUUCGCCGAGUUUAUUUGAACCAACGAUCAAUAAUACGCGAACUGCCGGUGGCAAACUGAGGUGGACUAAGCAGAUGGAGGUCCUGCUCAUCGAGGAGUUGCGCGGAGCCAGAAAAAAUGUCCAUAUAUACAUGGAGAUGGCCCAGACCCUAAUGGAAGCUGGGUUUGAUGUGUCCUACAAGGACGUCCGAACGAAAAUAGAGAACCUGACCAAAAAGUACAGGCAGGAAAAAAAUAAAAUGGGGCCAAGCGGUGGCGCUCCUUCCUCGUGGCAGCAUUAUGAGUUGGUCCACUCGUUUUUAGGCGCAUACCGCAUCCACAACAUGGAGCAGAACACCUUGGAGAACGAGAAUACUAGGGAAUACUUUGUGGAGCUCUUGGAUGUCGACCCAGAUGACAGGGAAGCCUCUACCUGCAGCGGCAGUCAACGCUCAAGCAGCACUGCGCCCCCUGCUAAGCGCGCAAAGGUGGACCAUAAGUCGGAGCUUUUAGAGAUUGCUCGAGAAAGACUGGUGGAGCAGAGGGCGCAGACAGAAAUAUUGUCGAGAAUGGCAGACAGCCAGGCAAAAUUCCAAUCUGAUUUGUUAGAGCUUUUAAGAAAAUCAACUAAUUCCUAAUAAAUUUAUAAUUUAUAAUAAAUAGACCAAAAUGAAA